AUGAGCGAGUCCGAAUCUCAUGCGGGCUGGUUUUAUGGAUCGAUCGGCGCCUCAGCUGCGCCACUGCGUCACCGGUUGCUGCAACCUACCGUAGUCGGUGACGUUGAGGUUCCCCCGCAGAUCCCCAGGCACAGCUUUCCAAGCUUCAACCCCGAAGGCUUCCUUUCUCAGGUCCCUGGUCCUUCGGAAACCUCCAAUAUCAUGUGGAAUGACGAGGACAAUAACCCCUAUGGGGCGUUCGACCACCACGAGUCCCGCUUAUCGGACUCCCUUCAUUCCGCCGCCAUCUCCCCUCCCUUGUAUGAGCACGAUUCGACACCGCCAUCCAGUCGCGACUCCAACCUCGACCCGCCAGACUUCAUUUCCCAUCCCGAGGAUCUGAGCGAUCCCGAGGAGGCCGAGUAUGGCGCUGCAAGCGAGCAGUACCCGCGGAAGAGUGUUUACGACAGUCGCAUCGAGCAGAUCCUCUAUGAAAACCCGGAAAUGCCGAUUUUAAUCACAGAUGCCGGCAAAAACCAUGAAGGUGGCGGCAGUUUUAUUGUGUAUACAAUCCGGACUGCGAAGCCUCACCAGGACCUGGAAGUCCGUCGCCGGUAUUCCGAAUUUGCAUCACUACGUCAGACUCUAGUCAAUCUUCACCCUACUCUUAUUGUUCCCCCAAUUCCCGAGAAGCACAGCAUGGCCGACUAUGCGGCAAAGCCAACGAAAGCCAAAGAGGAUACUGCGAUUAUAGAACUCCGGAAGCGUAUGUUAGCGGUAUUCCUAAACCGCUGUCGUCGAAUGAAAGAAAUUCGGGAGGAUGGUGUCUGGUGGCGCUUCCUAGACCCGAAUGUCAGCUGGAGCGAGGUCCUGCAUUCCCACCCUGCGUCCUCCAUUCCCAAGAAUAAUCUCAAGGCUCCCCCUCUCGAUCCCGCAAAUCCAACCCAGGCGCAUGGCUGGCUACCAGUUCCAUCGUCCUCCGCGAAACUCAAGUCCUCAGGAGGCUUCCCCUCAUCUCCUACAUCACCCGGAGAAACGACAGAUGGUCCUGCACCUCCUAUUCCAGGGCCCGAGAUUCUCGGCCGCUUCCCACCCGAAUCGCGUAAGUUAAGUGAACAAGAGUUAGAUCCAUAUUUUGUGAAUUUCGAGGCCUCUACAAGGGAAUUAGAGCUGCUUCUACAAGGAAAUAUCGAGAAGGUCAAUCGGCGGACACUGUCCCACCUGUCAUCACUCUCUGCCGAUCUCAUGGAACUUGGAGCCCGCUAUAACGGAUUCUCUCUAUCCGAGCAAUCCCCAACCGUGGCUGCUGCAAUUGAACGGAUCGGUCAGGCAGCGGAUACAUCUUACAUUGAGACCGAAGAGCUUUCUUCUGCAUUGAGUGCCAGCUUUGCUGAGCCGAUGCGCGAGAGUGCGCAAUUUGCCAGCGUGGUUCGAGGGGUCCUACGAUAUCGGGUUCUAAAGCGGGUCCAAGAAGACAUGACCAGAGAUGAGCUAGCGAAGAAAAAGACCUUGUUAGACUCUCUCGAGCGCAGUGAGCUUGAAGCCAAGCGGAUCGAGCAGUAUCUCAACCGUACCGGCCCUCAAAGCGGUGGAACUAAGCCACGGCGAUCGCUGUCCACAUCGUCUGCUGUUAGCAGCGAGGGGGAAGUGCGGUCGAAAACUCCGUUGAAUCGGAAUUUCCGCCUACGCACGGCGAAUUUGUCGCCAGUGACCUCGCCCGCCCACCGAAAAACUUCGAGCGGAACCUUUGUGGCGAAUAAGAUCUUCGGUCGCAUUAGCCACGCCAUUCAUGGCUUCGCAGACGUCGACCCAGAACGCACUCGUCGAGAUCAGAUUGGCAAGACCAAAGAGAGUCUCAUCCAGCUGGAGCAAGCUUUGGAGGUAUCAGAGAAGGAUGUGAAGGACGCGAGUACAGGAGUUUUGCAGGAUCUGCGACGCUUCCAGAAAGACAAGGAAGCCGAUCUUCGGCGGUACAUGGUCGCAUAUGCGCGCUGUCACUUAGACUGGGCACGGAAGAAUCUCGAGACAUGGACUGAAGCCAAGGACGAAGUGGACAAGAUCGUCGCGCGAUAUCAUUCCAUUUUCUCUUCAAGCUUUCGUGUCGUAGUCCUGCACAUAGCUCCGAUUGUCGCGAUAACCUCUGAUGGCGCCCCGCCCACGACGCCAUCCGUGGUCCGGUUCGCUAGCUGCAUCUUGGCUCGGGCCGAGACAAUCGCGUUGUGUGAGAGACAGUGCAACCCUGCGAACCCUAUGCCAACCACUAUGAUCGAUCCGGAACCCAGGACGGUGAGGUCUGGAACAACCCGCGCGUCCGAUAGGAUCGAAGAUCCUGAAAUCCGCCCUGCGACGGUGGUAGACGGCGGCCAGAUCUCUGAAAACCUCUCGGCGCUACGCCAAUCAGGCGACACCGUGGGAUAG
This is a messenger RNA of Penicillium macrosclerotiorum, 2397 nucleotides long. Its product is annotated as PX and BAR domain-containing protein. Gene Ontology annotation, biological process: retrograde transport, endosome to Golgi. Lineage: Eukaryota; Fungi; Ascomycota; Eurotiomycetes; Eurotiales; Aspergillaceae. Gene Ontology annotation, molecular function: phosphatidylinositol binding. Bases 1 to 2397 code for a protein of 798 amino acids. The record is from RefSeq and is a predicted model, not a curated record. The transcript has 9 exons.